AUGUCUGAUUCAAUUGGCAACGAUACGGUCAAUACAAACCAGACCGCCACAGACAUUGCCAUUUCCAACUCUCCACCUCCAACAAAUGAUAAUAACAUAACCAACCACGACAAUCUUGAUACGCCUGUUAAAAAAACAAACAAAGAAUACGAACUUUUAAAAAAUAAGAUUAAAAGCAACUUGAAAGAAAAACAAAGACUAGAAAUAGAAUUGGAAAAGUUAAAUCAACUAAUUUUUGAUAAAGAAACUCAAUAUUUUAAACCAACCUCUAUAUUAAAUCAAUAUGGAAAUAUAAUAAAAGGAUUUGAUAAUUUCAGUAAGCAUCAUCAUAGUAGUGGAAGCGGAGUUGGUUCUGCUUCUUCUUCAAAUGCCGCUAAUGGAAACCACAACAACAAUGUAAUAGAUGAUAAUGAUAGAAUAUUUUCAUUAAGUAAUGGAAUAUAUCAAAAUAGCAGUCCUGGUGAUGCUGAUGCCACCAAUAGGUAA
Saccharomycodes ludwigii is the source of this 486-nucleotide messenger RNA. It is a transcript of the gene EAF6, whose product is annotated as Eaf6p. NCBI's taxonomy places the organism in Eukaryota, Fungi, Ascomycota, Saccharomycetes, Saccharomycodales, Saccharomycodaceae. Bases 1 to 486 code for a protein of 161 amino acids. The record is from RefSeq and is a predicted model, not a curated record. Gene Ontology annotation, cellular component: NuA4 histone acetyltransferase complex. The transcript has a single exon.